AUGGCGGCUCCAAAGAUGAGCAAGAAUCAGAUGCGCCGCGCCAAGAAGAAGGAGCAGAAGAAGACACAAGCUGUGGUCAGUAACCUGAAGAUACACCAGACCCUCGUCUCUACAGAAGCUAACCACGUAACACAGACAACCGCGGCGCCCGUCGAGAAUAGCGAUGCAAACGAGAACGGACAAGAGAGACCCAGCAGCGAGGACACCCCCGUCAAGACAGAAAGCUUGGAGGUGAAGCCGGAUCCUGACGCGCAAGACGCCACGACGGCCGAUGGACCCAUCGAUGUCGCCUUCGACGACGAAGACCCAGCCUUUGCCGAGUACAGGGACAUCUUUCAAAAAUUCGGCCCGGCGCUGGACGAGACCGAGGUUCAGCGGGAGGCGAAUGCCGGAAAUAAAGGAGACGUCUUCUUCGACCAGGACGACGACAUCCCCAGCGAGGAGGAGCAGAGCGGCCAACAGAAAAUGUCCAAGAAGAAGAGGAAGAAACUGCACAAGCUUUCUAUCGCCGAGUUGAAAGCGCUUGUCAGGAACCCCGAGGUCGUCGAAUGGCAGGACCCGUCAUCUUCCGAUCCGCGGCUAUUGGUCCAGAUUAAGGCGCAACGAAAUGUCGUCCCCGUUCCUGGUCACUGGUCCUUGAAGCGGGAGUAUCUUUCGAGCAAGAGGGGAAUCGAGAAGCCUCCUUUCAAGCUUCCCAAGUUCAUUUCCGACACUGGCAUUACGGAGAUGCGAGACGCGGUCCUUGAGAAACAAGCCGAGCAGACAAUGAAGCAGAAGCAGCGGGAACGGGUGCAGGGCAAAAUGGGAAAGUUGGACAUAGAUUAUCAGAAACUCUACGACGCCUUCUUUCGAUUCCAGACAAAGCCAGACCUGACGCGCUUUGGGGAUCUGUACCACGAGGGCAAGGAGUGGGAGGCUGAUUACAGGUACUUCAAGCCGGGCGAGGUCAGCGACUCCCUAAGAGAUGCUCUGGGGAUGCAGCCAGGAUUCCCACCGCCAUGGCUCUUGCAGCAACAGCGUGUGGGCCCUCCUCCAUCAUACCCCCUCCUCAAGAUACCCGGCCUCAACGCCCCUCUGCCUGCUGGAGCAUCUUGGGGUUUCGGGCCUGGUCAGUGGGGAAAGCCGCCUGUGGACGAGUACAACCGGCCGAUUUACGGUGGCGAUAUUUUUGGCGUCACGGCCGGCAACCCCGGAGCUCAGGCACAGAUGCAAGCCGCACAGCCACAAGCAGAACCUGUCGACCGGACGCUCUGGGGUGAACUCAAGCCGCCAGAGGAGUCUGAAGAAGAAGAGGAGUCUGACGAGGAGGAAGAGGAGGACGAGGACGAGGAGGAUGCCGAUGUUCCAGGCGGCCUUCAAACGCCAGGUGGAUUGGAGACACCGGGCGGGCUCAACAGUUCCGUACCGACGGAAUAUGGUGCACCAGGUGGCGUGGAGAGCAGCAUGGCGGGCGAGUUUGACCUAAGAAAGCAGCGCCGUGGUUAUGAGACGGAAGAAAAUGCUGGGCCACGUUCGGCAUACCAGGUCGUUCCCGAGAGGCAAGCACGCGCCGAGGGCUUCUUUGGAAGCGACAGGGUGUACGAUUUGUCAAAGAACAAGGCCGGCGUGCCUGUUCUGGGUCAGGAGGAUGACACUCGCAAACGGAAGAAGCCUGGCGACGUGGACGUUGCUCUUGACCCAGAAGCCCUGGCAAGCCAUGAUGGCAUUAGCAAGGAUGAGUUGCGCAAGAGAUUUGAGGAGGGCCGGAAGGAGGAUGCAAUCGGCAAGCAAUGGCAGUAUGAUGACGAUCUCAGUGAAAUGAUUGCUCAGGAGAGUCGUAAGAGGGUCAAGCGGGAUGAAGAGAAGCGCGGGGGUGGCGAUAAGAAGAAGGAGACAAAAUACCGCUUUUAG
Messenger RNA from Diaporthe amygdali, 1890 nucleotides. Its product is annotated as splicing factor 3b subunit 2. Gene Ontology annotation, biological process: mRNA splicing, via spliceosome. The transcript has a single exon. Lineage: Eukaryota; Fungi; Ascomycota; Sordariomycetes; Diaporthales; Diaporthaceae. Gene Ontology annotation, cellular component: U2-type spliceosomal complex; nucleus; catalytic step 2 spliceosome. Bases 1 to 1890 code for a protein of 629 amino acids. The record is from RefSeq and is a predicted model, not a curated record.